Mercenaria mercenaria is the source of this 1450-nucleotide messenger RNA. Its product is annotated as ras-related protein Rap-2a-like. Bases 158 to 829 code for a protein of 223 amino acids. NCBI's taxonomy places the organism in Eukaryota, Metazoa, Mollusca, Bivalvia, Venerida, Veneridae. The record is from RefSeq and is a predicted model, not a curated record. The transcript has 2 exons. Gene Ontology annotation, molecular function: GTP binding; GTPase activity.
CAGAAGAUAAAGGUGACACAAUUGUAAUGUAAAUCAGAAAUAUCUCUAGCGAAAGGCUCAAAUUGUUUGUAUUAGACGGAUACUACUCUAAGAUGUGGUUUCUGAACUUUUUAUACUGGGAAGAGAGAUUAGUUUCUUAAUUUAGGAAAAUAAAGACAUGUCAUUUGAUCUUACACGUGAAAGUUCGAAUUACCGAGUGGUAGUCAUGGGAACGGCUGGUGUAGGUAAAAGUUCAAUUAUCAGUCAGUUUAUGCACAACAAGUUUACAGAAACACACAAGGAAACCGUGGAAGAAUUACAUCGACACCGGAUGAAAUUUAAUACCAUGUUUGUUGAAAUCGACAUAUUAGACACUUCAGGUUCGCAUGAGUUUCCUGCCAUGCGUAAACUUGCCAUAGCAACGGGAGACGCCUUUAUUCUUGUGUAUGCGGUCGACAAUCACGAAAGUUUUGAAACCGUACAAAGAUUACGUGAUGAAAUAAAAGAAUGCAGUCACAAAGACCACUAUUCAAUCGUCGUAGUUGCAAACAAAACAGACUUAGAGAAACAAAAUCUCGUUUUACAAACGGUCAAUGAAUCCGUAGUAUGCAUUGACUGGGAGGAAAAGUUUGUAUUCACAUCUGCAAAGACUGGUGAAAACGUAGAUAUAGUUUUUCAACUGUUAGAAAAGAAAAUUAAAGAAAGGCUAAUUCAGGAGGAAAAACGCCUUUCUUUUUUUCGGAGAAUAUCAAUGCCGGUUAUGAAACUUGCCAAACAGGAACGUCAACAUGCACCUAAGCUUAAUAAACAAUCCAGAACAUUCUCCUGUGGCGUUACCUAUUCUAAAUGACUGUAUAUAAUUAAUAUAAUCAGCGUGAAAGUUUUCAUCACCUUAAAACGAAACUCUGGAUUCACAGAUACUUAGAUAUAACCGUAUACAUUUUAUAUGUAAGAGUAUAUAUAUUUAUAAACAUUAUCAAUGUUUUAUUUCAAACCAGUGCUCAGUUUGAUGCCUAUUACUGUGUAUGUAUAUAACUAUUCUAAUAUGAUUGCAGAUUCUUUGAAAUAUUCAUUUUAGCACUCUGUUUUUCAUCAGUAAGAGAUAUGAUUUACUUAAAUAGUUUACAUGAAUAAAAUACAUUUCGACGUUGCCAGCUGUGGAAAAAAGAGCUUUAACUAAAAGAAAUGGUUUAAAAAGAAAUAAUGGGACAAAAAUUUAAAAUCUAUGACAUUUUACUGACAUGCAAUCAUUUUCCCGUGAAAUGAUAGCAUCAUUUUUAUGUUUUCAUGGCGUUGCUGUCUUGACCUAUUUAUUUCUGAGGAAAACUACGUCACAUGUCUCACAUAUAAUACCUAGUUCUUGAGGCUCAACGCUUUGGCUUGAUGAUAUGUCGCAUAUUAUUUUGUGACGUCAUAUUUUGUUACAUGUUCUGCUUUUAGUAGCCAGGAAUAAAUGAAUUAAAUCAACUGA